UGCUAACGUGACUACGUCACCGCGCACACGUUCCGUAAGCGUAACUUCACGCUCUCAUCUCGCGAGACUGUGACGAAACCCCUGGGCGAUCCGGGAUUGCGGGGUGUGUUAUGAAAAAUCGGCACCGUCCCGCGAAGAGCGGGGUUGUUGGGUGGUUUGACGGUUCUCCUCCAGUGCCAAGAUGGUGAAGCCAGAUAUCCAUACUCUUGCUCGCCAUCUGAAGCAAGAGCGGCUCUAUGUCAACUCAGAGAAGCAGCUCAUCCAGAGGCUGAAUGCUGAUGUGCUGAAGACAGCAGAGAGGCUCUACCGAACAUCAUGGAUAGCCAAGCAGCAAAGGAUUAACCUGGACAGACUCAUUCUCACAAGUGCUGAAGCAUCCCCAGCUGAGUGUUGCCAACAUGCAAAGGUCCUAGAGGAUACUCAGUUUGUGGAUGGUUACAAGCAGCUGGGCUUUCAGGAGACUGCAUAUGGGGAGUUUCUCAAUCACCUGCGUGAGAAUCCGCGCCUCAUUGCAUCUUGCCUUGUGGCAGCAGAAAAACUCAACCAGGAGAAUGCCCAGAGUGUCAUACACACUGUCUUCACCUCUCUGUAUGGCAACUGUAUAAUGCAGGAGGAUGAGAGCUACUUGUUACAGGUUCUGCGUUACUUAAUUGAGUUUGAACUGAAGGAGAAUGAUAACCCACGAAGGCUGCUUAGGAAAGGCACAUGUGCAUUCAGCAUUAUCUUCAAACUCUUCUCUGAAGGCCUUUUCUCCCCCAAGCUCUUUCUAACAGCAACCCUACACGAGCCGAUCAUGCAGUUGCUGGUGGAGGAUGAGGACCAUCUGGAAACCGACCCUGCAAAACUGAUCGAUAGGUUUUCUCCAGCCCAGCAGGAAAAGUUAUUUGGGGAGAAAGGCAGUGAAGCUUUUCGCCUAAGGGUGCAGGAAAUGGUGGCAUCAAAUGAAGCUAAGCUUGUGACGCUUGUCAAUAAAUUCAUAGGAUACUUGAAGCAGAACACAUACUGCUUCCCGCACAGUCUAAGAUGGAUCGUCUCACAAAUGUUCAAAACUUUGUCCUGUGUAGAGGGGCUGGAGGUUAGCGAGGUGAGAUCUAUGUGCACUGACCUGCUACUGACUUGUUUCAUUUGCCCAGCAAUUGUGAACCCGGAACAGUACGGGAUCAUUUCAGACGCUCCCAUCAAUGAAGUAGCAAGGUUCAACCUAAUGCAGGUGGGCCGCCUCUUACAGCAACUGGCACUAAGUGGAUUUGAAGAGGGAGAUUCACGGAGCAAGAGUAACCUCAGUAAAUUUGACAAAAGCUGUGUGGCUGCUUUCCUGGAUGUGGUUAUCAGUGGUCAUGCAGUUGAAACACCUCCCCUUUCAUCUGUGAAUCUCUUGGAAGGAUUAAGUCGAACAGUUGUAUACAUGACGUACACCCAACUUAUGAGUCUGUUGGGGUUCUUGCGUACUGUCAUCUCCAGUGACCAAUUGCGGGAAGAGGACAGGAUGGCAUUGGAAAACCUCCUAGCUACGGUACCCCAAACCAAGCCAGGGAAGAGUAACAAUGAUACAACACCUUACAGCACUCCUCAACUCUCCCCAGCCACCACACCAGCCUGCAAGAAGAAUAGGCUACCUAUUGGUCAGCAGCUGGCAGCCAUGACAGUGUGGGAAACCUCUGCCUCGAAUCUCACCGCUCACAUUAACCUGGUGACCCCGUUUGUUACUCGCAGUAGAAGCAAAACAAGCCUGAUGGAGGCAGAGAAUGAGGGGUCGCCACAGGAAGUCGACCCCGAUCAGCCUGAAGAGGUCCUGGUCAUUUCUCUAGGGACUGGUCCUCAGCUCACACCAGGAAUGAUGUCUGAAAACGAGGUUUUGAACAUGCAGCUCGUAGAUGGGGGUCAGGCGGACGUGCCUGUAGAUGAAUCUAAACUUCAUGGGAAGCCAGACAAGACCCUGCGUUUCUCCCUCUGCAGUGACAACCUAGAAGGCAUUUCAGAAGGUGAAUGUUUGGGUUUAAGAAUAGUUGACAUUCCAGAAGAGGAAAAUCCGUGUUCAACAGGUCCUUCAAAUCGUUCCAAUUCUGUUUCGUCUCUGGAUCUUGAAGGAGAGUCUGUAUCUGAGCUAGGAGGGGGACCAUCUGGAAGCAAUGGAGUAGAGGCUUUGCAGUUACUGGAACAUGAACAAGCAACCACACAGGAUAAUCUAGAUGACAAACUGCGCAAAUUUGAAAUCCGUGACAUGAUGGGAUUGACGGAUGACAGAGAUAUCUCUGAGACAGUCAGUGAGACAUGGAGCACAGAUGUGCUUGGAAGUGAUUUUGACCCCAACAUUGAUGAAGAUCGACUGCAAGAAAUUGCAGGUGCAGCAGCUGAGAACAUGCUGGGAAGCCUACUGUGCCUUCCAGGCUCCGGCUCGUUACUGCUCGAUCCCUGCACUGGAUCCACUAUAUCUGAGACUACCAGUGAAGCAUGGAGUAUUGAGGUGCUCCCUAGUGAUUCUGAAGCACCAGAUCUGAAGCAAGAGGAGCGGCUGCAGGAACUGGAGAGCUGUUCAGGUUUGGGGAGCACAUCCGAUGAUACUGAAGUCAGAGAGGUCAGCUCCCGACCCAGCACUCCAGGACUCAGUGUGGUUUCAGGUGUUGCUUUUUCAGGUAUCAGUGCAACCUCAGAGGACAUCCCUAACAAGAUAGAGGACCUACGCUCUGAGUGCAGCUCUGAUUUUGGAGGAAAGGAUUCUGUUACAAGUCCUGAAGUAGAAGAGUCUGUUCAUGGACCUCACCAUAUAACUACACCUUCAACCCAGACUGAGUCAUUAUUGGCCAUGUUUGACCCACUGGCUCCAGCAUCUAAUGAAGUGGUUCGGCCUAAAGUACACUAUGCGAGACCCUCACACCCACCUCCUGAUCCACCUUUACUGGAAGGGGCAAGUGGAGGAAAUGAAGCUCGUCUUCCUAUGUUCGGCUUUGUUCCCACGGACUCUGAAGCUUACAGGCAGAGGCACUCAUGUCCUGAAAGACUGGUGCGCAGCCGCAGCUCUGACAUCGCUUCUUCCAUACGAAGGCCAAUGAGUGACCCUGGCUGGGUGCGGCGGGGGAUGACUGAAGAUCGUGAGCUGCCAACAGGAACUGCAAUGAAUGCAUUAAUUAAUCUCCCUCAGUCUUCAUCCUCUUCGCCCAGCAAGGACUCUUCCAGGGGAGAGCCAGAAGAGAAAAAAGACAGUGAUGAUGAGCGAUCAGAUAGGAAUAGGCCUUGGUGGAAGAAGCGGUUUGUGUCUGCAAUUCCCAAAGCUCCUAUCCCAUUUAGGAAGAAGGAAAAACAGGAGAAAGAAAGGGAAGACUUGGUACAAGACAGGUUUUCAAUAGCAGAUGAUGCUACUUCCCAGCUAGGUCCACAUUCCCAGGCAGCAGAAGACAUCCUGGCUAAGUACAGAAAUGCUAUCAAAAGGACAAUCCCCAAUGAAGGUUCCUCUGUGCCCUAUGAAGGAGCAGAUCCUGUUGGAGAUGGAGAAAGCCUUCAUGGGUCUGCUCGUGAUGAAGCUUUGCAGAACAUGGCCUCAGAUGAUCUGCUUGAUUCUGCCAGCCAAGUAGCCCACCCUCAGGAGUCUGCAUUUUCCUAUAGAGAUGCUAAGAAAAAGUUACGCCUGGCCCUGUGCUCCGCAGAUUCUGUGGCAUUCCCUAUGUUGUCUCAUUCAACACGGAAUGGCUUGCCAGAUCACACAGACCCAGAAGAAAAUGAGAUUGUGUGCUUCCUUAAAGUCCAACUUGCAGAGGCCAUUAACCUGCAGGACAAAAACCUGAUGGCUCAGAUUCAGGAAACUAUGCGCUGUGUGAGCCGAUUUGACAGCCGUUCCUGCAGCAAGAUCUUGGCCUCAAUUGCAGAAGAUUACAGGAAGCGGGCCUCGUAUAUUGCAUAUCUAACAAGAUGCCGACAGGGACUACAGAGCACCCAGGCUCAUCUUGAGCGCCUCCUGCAAAGAGUGCUACGAGAUAAGGAGGUCUCCACACGCUACUUCACCACUGUCUGUGUGCGGCUUCUACUGGAGAGCAAGGAGAAGGAAACCCAUGAAUUUAUAAAAGAUUUUCAAAAGCUAACCGCAGCUGAUGAUAAAACAGCGCAAGUUGAAGAGUUCUUGCAAUCACUUUACGGGGCAAUGGCACAAGAUGUGAUCUGGCAAAAUGCCAGCGAGGAGCAGCUGCAAGAUGCACAGAUUGCCAUUGAGCGAAGCAUUAUGAACCGCAUCUUUAAGCUGGCCUUCAAUCCCAAUCAAGAUGCAGACAUUCUGCGAGAUCAGGUCCUGCAUGAACACAUCAAAAGGUUGUCCAAAGUGGUGACUGCCAAUCACAGAGCACUGCUGAUACCUGAGGUGUAUCUGAGGGAGGCUCCUUGGCCAUCUGCUCAAACUGAAAUCCGUACCAUCAGUGCAUACAAGACACCCAGGGACAAAGUACAAUGCAUAUUGCGCAUGUGCUCAACAAUCAUGAACCUUUUAAGCCUGGCCAAUGAGUACUCUGUCCCAGGAGCAGACGAUUUUGUUCCUGUGCUGGUGUUUGUCCUUAUUAAGGCUAAUCCCCCCUGCCUGCUGUCAACGGUGCAAUAUAUCAGCAACUUCUAUUCAAAUCGACUCAGCGGUGAAGAGUCCUACUGGUGGAUGCAAUUCACAGCUGCCGUUGAGUUCAUAAAAACCAUUGAUGAUCGCAAGUAAAUCUCAGACCAAGCUGUAAAAAUGAAGUGGCCGCUCUUUCCCAGGUUUUGGCGUCACAGCCCCACGCCUUGUAUCAUAACUGUACAGACAAAGGGGGUAGUAGUUUUGGUCUUUUACUCUGGGAGGGCCUACAAUUUAUUGCUCACUAGUAGCUUGCAGACCUUUCUGAUUGCAAAAGCAGUCACAUCCCCAUUAGAAAUAUUUGUCCCCACCAAUGCAAAGCCAACUUAUAACCCUUCCCUCUUAUAAUGCUGCAUCAUUUUAAAUGAUACCUUUACUAAACAGAAAAUGACAUUUAACUUGCUGACGUGGAUGUUUUGUUUAAUUUAACUUGAUAUAUAUAUAUAUAUUUUUUUUCUUUCUUCUUCUUAGGAUUAGGUAAGGAAUGAAAAAGGGACCAUGUAUUAACUAUUCUUAGCAAAAGAGAAAAAACAUUGCAUAUAUUGCCGGAUUAGCACUGUAGUUAAAUUGUUCCCUAGGGAUCAUAGGCAAUAAUGCUGCGUAGUUGACAAUUUCACGGGAGGGGUUGAAGUGUUACGCUGCUCAAUCACAUUUGCUACUUCUUUUAAAUGGACACCGAAUACCCUGUUUUAUAAAUUCUAAAUAUUUAUCCACAGAAAAGUCCAUUCUGCUUUGGUUGUGGGUGCUGAUAAGUUUUACCAAAGUUACAUAACUAAUGUCACUAUUGACCUGUGUCCAUAUCUUUUGCAGAGCGACUCUUUAGGGCCGGGGAAAACUGGCAGAUUCGGGAGAUUCAGUCACCUGGCAGUUCGUCGCCCCGAAGAAAAGGCGAUUAGUUGCCAGGCGACUAAAUCUCCCCGAAUCUGCCCGUGUGCCCCAGCCCUUAGGCAUCAGCAAAAGUUCAACAACGGGAUUUGGAUCUAAGGGUAUAAAACGAGCUUUGAGCACAACUAUUUUGUAUGUCUUGUCUGAACCACUGACUAAAUUAAUAAUUUGAUUCCAUUUUGAAAGGAAUCAUUCUUUCCAAUACGAAAUAAGAGAAACAAAAUGUAAAGGUUUGUUAAGCACAGGAUUUAAUGAACUUAUAAAUUGCCAUCACCUUGCAAACCGGAGGGGUAAACUAUAGAUACGUUAUUCGCAAUAAUGGUGAUUUUUAAAAUGGAGGUGUCUUCAUUUAUUAGAUAAACAUUUUUCUCAGACUGUGUCAACAAUUCCUCCUAUUAGUGGAAGGUUGUUUUGGUCACGACGCAGUAAAAUUAGCUUUAUUAUUGGCUUUUCGUUAGUUUUAGACCAGGUUAAAUGCCCAAAACAGAGAUGUUUCGGUAUGCUGUAUAUUGCUUGUAUCCCUUCUAAUUGCUGGCAGACUAGAACUUGUUCCGCCACCAGAGGGUGCAAAAUUCUUUUCAACAGGCUUUGCCAAAAAAAAAAAAAUAGAAUGCAACAAUCAAUACCCUUAGGUUAUCCAUAUUAAUUGUCCUUAUAAAGCAUGUGCAGCAGGCAGGGGACUUCUGUUUGUGGUCAGGCUGAAAGUUUACAAUUCACGGGAAUAGUAGUUUUAAGCGUACCCUAACAAUUGUAGUCACUAAGCCACCCUUGAUGUAAGGUUGCAUUUGAGUAUUAACACUUACACUGCUGUCAUAAAUAGUGUGGAUGGAGACUUAAUACUCCUAACGUGCGCCAUGCUACAGACCUUUUAUUUAUUGAAAUUAUUGCUGCAACCUGGCUAAAAAAAAUUCGAUUUUUUUUUUUUUUUUUUUAAACAAGCCAAUUUGAUGGGUGCAAAUAAGAUUUUGUUUUAAAUUAUAUUUAAAUGAACAGGCAUAUUGAAAAGGAAGGCUCCAUUUUCAACAAUACACUGAUUUUAUUUUCCAAAAGAGCAAUUGUUUCCUGCCAAAGCACUUUCUGGAUGGAGCUAGUCAGGGCUUUAAUCCUUCAACUAUACUUUAAACAGGACUUAGGGCAAUGGAACAUGGAGCGAUUGGUAGCACUUUGCCAUGGAAGGUGACAAAAUGCUCAUAAUUGCCCCUCCAUUGACUUAGUAAAUAGUAAUUGGCUGGAUCCUCCCAUGGAUCGAUUAUCACUCGUUCCAUGUGCUGUCGAUAUAAUAAGUGCACAGCUGACAAGCAUUCAGAAGAGUCUGUUAUUAGUCUAUUGGGCAGCAGUUUACAGAUUUUAAUAUAACCGUUUAUAGUAAACGUAAAGGUGUUUUUUUUGUUUUUUUUUUUAAUUUCUACGUUUUCUUCUGAUAACCAUCCAGGGCCUGUUGAUCACCCUGCUGUUGCCAGCUUUUAUUACCCAUGCAAUAGCAUACUGUAACAGUCAAUAUAUGGAGAGUGGAGCUCUUCAGCAACAAAAGGUCAUCCGUUAAUAACACAAAAUCCAUGCAGUAGGUUUGCUUUUCUGCUGUAAAAUAUAUUCUUUUUAACUAUUCAUAAUGAAAUAAAAACUGACGGGGGAACACA
Molecule: messenger RNA, 7107 nt
Organism: Xenopus laevis (African clawed frog)
Lineage: Eukaryota; Metazoa; Chordata; Amphibia; Anura; Pipidae
Gene: gapvd1.L
Product: GTPase activating protein and VPS9 domains 1 L homeolog
Exons: 27
Coding region: 182-4684 (1500 amino acids)
Biological process (GO): vesicle-mediated transport
Cellular component (GO): endocytic vesicle; endosome; membrane
Molecular function (GO): small GTPase binding; guanyl-nucleotide exchange factor activity; GTPase activator activity
Source: RefSeq, a predicted model, not a curated record